GCCCCCCGGGCGGGCCCCGCUCAUUGGCGCGGCUGCCCCUCCAGGACCAGCACAUUGUUCCCCGCCCCCGCCUCGGCCACCGCCACCGCCGUCGCCGCCGCGCCACCGGGCUAUAAAAAGCGGCCUAGCCCAGAAAGGUGCGGAUGCUUAUUAUCCAUCAGCGCCCGGAGCCCGGUUCUCCGCUGCGGCUUUGGGGAACGAGCUCCGCGAAUAGCCUGCCACAGACCCCGCGGGAGCUGCAACUCUCCCUCUGGGCCAUGGACUCGGACGCCAGCCUGGUGUCCAGCCGCCCGUCGUCGCCAGAGCCCGAUGACCUUUUCCUCCCGGCCCGGAGCAAGGGCAGCGGCGGCGGCAGCGCGUUCACGGGGGGCACCGUGUCCUCGUCCACGCCCAGCGACUGCCCGCCCGAGCUGAGCGCCGAGCUGCGCGGCGCCAUGGGCGCGGCGGGCGCGCACCCCGGGGACAAGUUGGGCGGCGGGGGCGGCGGCUUCAAGUCCUCCUCAUCCAGCACCUCGUCGUCCUCCACGUCCUCGUCGUCGGCGGCGGCGGCCGCGUCGUCCACCAAGAAGGACAAGAAGCAGAUGACGGAGCCCGAGCUGCAGCAGCUGCGCCUGAAGAUCAACAGCCGCGAGCGCAAGCGCAUGCACGACCUCAACAUCGCCAUGGACGGGCUGCGCGAGGUCAUGCCCUACGCGCACGGCCCGUCGGUGCGCAAGCUGUCCAAGAUCGCCACGCUGCUGUUGGCGCGCAACUACAUCCUCAUGCUCACCAACUCGCUGGAGGAGAUGAAGCGCCUGGUGAGCGAGAUCUAUGGCGGCCACCACGCCGGCUUCCACCCGUCGGCGUGCGGCGGCCUGGCGCACUCGGCGCCGCUGCCCGCCGCGCCCGCGCACCCCGCGGCCGCCGCCGCCGCCGCCGCCGCCGCGCACGCCGCGCACCACCCCGCCGUGCACCACCCCAUCCUGCCGCCCGCCGCCGCCGCCGCCGCUGCCGCCGCCGCCGCCGCCGCCGUGUCCAGCGCCUCCCUGCCCGGCUCGGGGCUGUCGUCGGUGGGCGCCAUCCGGCCCCCGCACGCCCUGCUCAAGUCCCCCGCGGCGGCGGCGGCGGCGGCGGCGGCGGCGGGCGGCCCGCUAGGGGGCGGCGGCGGCGGCGGGGGCGGCGGCGGCGGCAGCGGCGGCUUCCAGCACUGGGGCGGCCUCCCCUGCCCGUGCAGCAUGUGCCAGGUGCCGCCGCCGCACCACCACGUGUCGGCCAUGGGCGCCGGCAGCCUGCCGCGCCUCACCUCCGACGCCAAGUGAGGCGGCGCCUUCCGGCCGGCCCGGGCUUGGGGGCUGCGGGUGCGCGGGGCUGAGCCGCCGCGGGACUUGGCGGGCGCCGCCGACUCCCGGGGGGACGGAACCCAGCGAGAUGGGGGGGAGCGUUUCCUCGGCCACCACCGGGGUCCGCCCAUUGUGGCUUUAAAAACUGCGGUGGACACCUGGCCGCGUCCGGCGCCGCCGCGCGCAGCCCUCCCUCCCUCCCUCCACGUCACCCCGCACGACUCCAGGUGAUUCCUCAGUCGGGGUUUCCCCCACCCCAGGUCCCCUCCAAACGGCGCCUUGCUCGACCCAGGCUGCACUCCGUUACAAGGGGGAGAGAGGGAGGGGCACCGGGGAGUUCCUCGCCUUCCUUGGCGUACAGGAGGCUUGGGGUGGGGGUGCCACCCUCUAGGCCCAGCACCCCAUCCCAUCCAAACCCACCCCGUGGCGCCCCCAGGCCCUGGGCCAGGGAGCGCGGGUUCCUUGGCAACUGGCAUUGGGUUCCAGAGCACUUAGGGAUGGUCUCGGUGACCCCAGCAGCAGCUGGAAACGGGCCCCCUCUCUUUGGAGUCUUUUUUUUGUUGUUGGGGGGAGGGGAUGGGAGGCUGUGUUCUGAUCGAUCUGUCGUCGAAAAAAAAGAAAAAGAGAGACGGUCCUUUCUUCAACAGUUCAGGCGAACUCUCGCAACCGGUCAGAACAGAACCACUUGUGGAUUCGGAAUGACUUUGCAGAGAUGUGUGGACUUGAUGGGGAGGGGGGACUGGGGUGGUUUUUUUUUUUCAGUUGUUCAAUAGAUUCUUGGGCCCUCCUGCUUUCCUAAGUACAAAGUAAUUUGGUUUCUUACCCGAUGCGGGGUGAAAGUCACUUUGGCACCUGACAGUUUGGCUGAACGCCGGAGGCCCGCGUCUGUGAAUAUAGAUUGGGGGUGUUUCUUUUACUUUGUGAUUUUUUGAGGGGGCGUUCUGUUGCCUUUUCAUGUUUUCCUUGGAUAUGUAAAUAUAAUAUCAGUGAUGAGGUAAGUACGCUGCUAAGCUCACGUAUGCCAGCUCCCACCCCCACCCCAGGUCUAAGUGGGUUUUCCUCCAUAUUCAUUUCUUUUCUUUUUUUUCCCUUUUUUUUGCCACAAUUAACACAAAUGACAAACUCCUCCACAUGCCCCCGUUGGGCCCCAGGCACUGUGAGUUGCUUGGUAGCACCGACCACAGUAACAUGUGACCCCCCUUCCCCCCCAGCCGACCCCUCGCACAGAGUGUAUCAUCUGUUUUAUUUUUGUAAAGAGAAGAAAAAGUGCUAAAUAAUAUUUAUUACUUGUUUGGUUGCAAAAACGAAAUAAAUGAUGGAGUGUUGAGAUUUCACA
This is a messenger RNA of Sorex araneus (European shrew), 2655 nucleotides long. It is a transcript of the gene OLIG2, whose product is annotated as oligodendrocyte transcription factor 2. Gene Ontology annotation, biological process: myelination; oligodendrocyte differentiation; oligodendrocyte cell fate specification. The record is from RefSeq and is a predicted model, not a curated record. The transcript has 2 exons. Gene Ontology annotation, molecular function: DNA-binding transcription factor activity; protein dimerization activity. Lineage: Eukaryota; Metazoa; Chordata; Mammalia; Eulipotyphla; Soricidae. Bases 144 to 1298 code for a protein of 384 amino acids.